UCUUGCUCGAUUCCGCGGACUGCAAGGAAAAUAUCCUCCGCCGCAUCGGGCUGCGAGGCAAGGAGUUGAGGAAACUUCUCGAAUGGCCGAACGCUGGUGUGGAGGCGUUUGCUCGCUAUCCAUGGCGACUUCUACGGGUACUGCCACUGCUCUGCUCCGCCCCAGCAGGCCGGCAGUUCCAGCCAAGAGGAGGUGUCUCCAUGGGGUUGAUGGGCGGACGACGACGAGUAGGAGGAGGGGAGCUGCAGUGGUCAUGCGAGCUUGCUUCAACCCUCUCGGCGACGAGCGCAUCCUCCGAGAAGCCAUCAAGGAGCCAGUAGCAUUCUUGGGUGGCGUGUUUGCUGGUCUGUUGAGGCUUGACCUGAAUGAGGAUCCUCUCAAGGAAUGGAUAAGUCGGACAGUGGAGGCUUCUGGAAUAGCUGAGGAAAACAGCUCUGAAGAAUCAAGUGAGGCAGAUCAAAAUGAUGCACCUCAGCAAAUUGAGAUUGAAUGAGGUCCAUUGUCUACCUUUUGUUCACUUGAUACUUUUCCUUUUGUUUACGUGCUUGCUCAAAUUUUGUUUGGGCUUAUAUUGUUCUCAAGUCAAAUAUUGGAUCAACAUUGGUAAUAUCAAACAUUGGGCCCUGGUUUUGUUCUACCACUCCUGUUUUAUAAUAUGAAGCCCCAGUCCUCUAGACAUGGUUAAACUUGGCCAUUAGUAGAAUACAGUGUACUACCAGUAAAUGGAAAGUUAUAUGUGUGAAUGAAAUGAAAGUCUAUUGGCAUCAUUUUU
This is a messenger RNA of Sorghum bicolor (sorghum), 772 nucleotides long. Its product is annotated as UPF0426 protein At1g28150, chloroplastic. The coding region runs from base 83 to 493 and encodes 136 amino acids. The record is from RefSeq and is a predicted model, not a curated record. NCBI's taxonomy places the organism in Eukaryota, Viridiplantae, Streptophyta, Magnoliopsida, Poales, Poaceae. The transcript has 3 exons.